GCAGCGAUGACUUCCGUGUGCUCUGUGAUAUCUGAAUCGUGAUUGGACGGCUCUGUCGCAGAGGAUUCUGGGUAUUGGAGGAUUUUGGCAUGUUCUUAGCUUUCGCUAAUGAAUGACCGCAGGCCCUAUGUCAGCCACCGUUAUUCUCGCCGCCGUAGUUGGCGGUGGGAUCAUUUUCAUAGCCCGUCGAUUGUUUUUCAGACGGUCGUCUGCAAAGUUACUGCGAUUUCCAGCUGAUACGAUGAAGGGAAAAACCAUCAUAGUGACGGGAGCGAACAGCGGCAUCGGGAAGGCCACUGCAGCGCAGUUGCUGAAGCUCCAGGCCCGUGUCAUCAUGGCCUGUCGGGAUGAGCGGAGGGCCGAGGAGGCCGCCCGUGAGAUACAACAGGAGGCAGGUCCAGAUCGGGGACAGGUGGUCAUUAAACGUCUGGACCUGGCUUCCCUUACGUCCGUGCGAUCCUUCUGUGAAGAGAUCAUCAAGGAGGAGCCGAGAAUCGAUGUCCUCAUCAAUAAUGCUGGGGUCUUCCAGUGCCCCUACACUAGAACGGAGGAUGGCUUUGAGAUGCAACUUGGAGUCAAUCAUCUGGGCCACUUUCUACUUACCAACCUCCUGCUAGACCUCCUGAAGAAGUCAGCACCCAGCCGCAUCGUCGUGGUGUCUUCCAAGCUGUACAAGUAUGGCCACAUCAACUUCGACGACCUCAACAGCGAGCGUAGCUACAACAAGGCCGCCUGCUACAGCCAGAGCAAGCUGGCUAAUCUGCUGUUCAUCCACGAGCUGUCCAGGCGGCUCAAGGACACCGGCGUGGCAGUCAACGCCCUCUCACCAGGCAUCGUGAGGACACAACUGGGUCGACACGUCCAUAUCCCCUUCCUGGCCCGGCCCAUCUUCCACCUCAUUUCCUGGACAUUCUUCAAGACCCCUGUAGAGGGUGCACAGACCCCAAUCUACCUGGCCUGCUCGCCUGAUGUGGAGGGCGUCCAGGGGAAGUGCUUUAUCAACUGUGAGGAGCAGGAGCUGGUCCCAAAGGCGACAGAUGACGAAACGGCCAGGAGGCUGUGGGACGCCAGUGCUCUCAUGGUGGGGCUCACAAAAUAACGAUUGUGUUUGUGUGAGUCCAGUGACUGCCUUAAAAUCAUUACCAGGACUCAUGCUAAUUCCCAGCCCAGGCAAGGACCACCCCUGAUGCCGACUGCAUUGCCAUUUAGCUCAGGUUAAAACAAAAAAACAGUUUGAGGCUUACAAAUAGAAUUCUAAUAAUUUAUAAGGAUAUUAAUUAAUACUAAAAGCAGUGUGAUGGUUGAAGUAUUAAGGCUCAAAUGAGUUCCAAAAGACCUAAUAUUAUUAGUGAAAUAGGUAUGUGUGAUGAUGGUUUAUGCUACAGUGUUACAGGACAUAACUCACACAAUAUACAUGACAUUAAGGCCAAAUGCUUCAGUCACAGUGAUCUUGCUCUGAACAUCAUAGUUAAGUAUUAUUGUAUUAAUGAAAUUGUAAUAUACUUAAGUUAUAACGUUAUUGUGUGUGUAAAUAUAUUAAAUAUAUUUUCCAUUGUA
This is a messenger RNA of Paramormyrops kingsleyae, 1557 nucleotides long. Its product is annotated as retinol dehydrogenase 14-like. The record is from RefSeq and is a predicted model, not a curated record. NCBI's taxonomy places the organism in Eukaryota, Metazoa, Chordata, Actinopteri, Osteoglossiformes, Mormyridae.